AAGCAUGAUAGCGUUAAAAUACCAGACUAAAGAAUUAAUGGGAUUGGUAUAAAAGGGCUUGCUAAAGUAUCUUUACUUUAUACUCAGAAGAAGUCUUAUAUUAUAAAAAUGGUCAACACUUUCCAAAUAGCCUCAAUUGCUGCUAUCGCUACUACCGCCUUCGCUUACACAUCAGAAAAAUCCAUUGUUGCUCAACGGACAAGGACGUCAAGAAAUCCACUGGAAAAAAACAAGGCUUUCAUAUCUACUGGUGACAUUGUUUCACAACUUUCUCUUAACUGUAACAACAUCGCAUUGGGCGGGAACAUCUUAAUCGAAGACCAGUGCAAGAACACUCCAGCAUGUUGUGAGGAUGUUUCAGGUAGUACCCUCUCCUGUAGCCCGCUCACCCUUGUUUAA
This is a messenger RNA of Wallemia mellicola CBS 633.66, 399 nucleotides long. RefSeq lists its product as hypothetical. Lineage: Eukaryota; Fungi; Basidiomycota; Wallemiomycetes; Wallemiales; Wallemiaceae. The record is from RefSeq and is a predicted model, not a curated record. The transcript is spliced from 3 exons. Gene Ontology annotation, molecular function: structural constituent of cell wall. Bases 109 to 399 code for a protein of 96 amino acids. Gene Ontology annotation, cellular component: fungal-type cell wall.